Molecule: messenger RNA, 1549 nt
Organism: Medicago truncatula (barrel medic)
Lineage: Eukaryota; Viridiplantae; Streptophyta; Magnoliopsida; Fabales; Fabaceae
Product: WD repeat-containing protein 25
Exons: 4
Coding region: 42-1292 (416 amino acids)
Molecular function (GO): protein binding
Source: RefSeq, a predicted model, not a curated record
AAAAACAGAAAUUUGAAUUGGGAGCAGAGAAGAACACACACAUGGAACUUCUGCGCAACGCUUAUUCAAAUUCCUCAGAUGAAGAAGAAGAACCCAAACGACUAAAAUCAUCUCACACUUCUUCAUACCCACCAAAACCCUAUCUCCCUUCUCCUUCUCCUUCUCUCAUUCUUCCAGGUAGCUACGUUUCCAAACGACAACGCGCAUCAUCAUCAUCAUCAAUCUCUACUACAACUACCAUUUCUUCAUCACAAUCCUCUUCUUUCACGCUCUCCGGUAGUAUCUCAGAGGCUGAUAUACCCCAUAAGAUUGUAGCAUUGUUGAAAAGUAAAGCAAAGGGUCAUCAAAACCUGAACUCGAUACCUGACAAGCUAUCUGCAACUCUAUCUGGACAUACUAGAGCUGUCAAUGCUAUACAUUGGUCAUCAACUCAUGCUCACCUCCUUGCAUCUGCUGGGAUGGACAAUGCGGUUUUCAUAUGGAACGUAUGGAGCAAUGAUAAGAAGAAAGCAUGUGCGCUAAAUUUCCACAAUGCAGCAGUGAAAGAUGUGAAAUGGUCUCAACAAGGGCACUUCUUACUUUCUUGUGGAUAUGAUUGCACAUCAAGGUUGAUUGAUGUUGAAAAGGGGAUGGAAACUCAGGUUUUCAGAGAAGAUCAAAUUGUUGGAGUUAUAAAGUUCCAUCCAGACAAUUCAAGUCUCUUCCUUUCUGGGGGAUCAAAGGGCCAUAUCAAGCUAUGGGAUAUCAGAACUGACAAAGCUGUGCAUAACUAUAAUCGAAAUUUAGGUUCUAUUCUAGAUGUUGAGUUUACAACAAAUGGGAAGCAAUUCAUUUCUUCAAGUGAUGUAUCUGGGAGCAAUAUCAGUGAGAAUUCUAUUAUCGUUUGGGAUGUGUCAAGACAGGUACCAUUGUCUAAUCAGGUUUAUGUGGAAGCUUAUACUUGUCCUUGCAUUAGAAGCCACCCCUUUGAUCCAGUUUUUGUUGCGCAAUCAAACGGGAAUUAUGUUGCAAUCUUUAGUACCACCCCGCCAUACAGACUGAACAAAUAUAAGAGAUAUGAGAACCAUGGGGUUUCUGGGUUCCCAAUUAAGUGCAAUUUCAGCUUAGAUGGGAAGAAGCUUGCAUCUGGCUCUUCAGAUGGAUCUAUUUACCUUUAUGAUUAUCAGUCAUCCAAAGUUUUGAAGAAAAUAAAGGCCUUUAACCAAGCUUGCAUGGACAUUGCCUUCCACCCAGUUUUGCCUAAUGUUAUUGCUUCAUGCUCAUGGGAUGGAAAUAUUUUGGUAUUUGAGUAGAGUUUCUAAUUAUCAUCUCAACUCCAUGGCAGUUUAUAAUUUCUGUUCUAAUUGUUUCUUAAAGGCGUGCUUUAGUUUGUUUUACUGAAAAAGAUUUAAUGUUGAUUCACUGACAGUUGUAUAAUUGUAGUGAAUAUUAGUGUUCUUAGAUUUGAAAACAGUUUAAAGUAUAUUUAUCAUCAGUGAGAUAUCUUAGUAACUUUAAUGAUGUGACAACUUUUUUUCUAAAUAAUAUAGAAAGUUACUAACGAUGGAUG